UCAAUGGUUUCUCCGGCCUUUGAAGUUAUUAUAGGGGUAUACUAUGGAGAAUAGCGGGCAGAAAACCUUGUUUUGAUGUUUCGAUUGUAAACUUGUAACCAUGGCUGGUGGUUUAGCUUAUUCAAAUAUCGAGCUUUCAAUAAGACGAGUCAUAUUUAAAGAAAUAGAAAAACGAAAUUAUCGGGAAAAGGAACCAUUCGAAGUCCUCAUAUCUACUUAUAACAAGUUGUUUGAUGCUGUGUCAGAACUAAGGCAUGAGAUUCUACUCCUUACCAUCCAGAAUGAAAAACUUAGGCAAGAGAAUCUUCAGAAUGGACAAGGGACAUUGGAGGGAAAAUCCACUGAGAAAUCUUCAAUCCUAGAGCAAAAGAUAUAUUCCCUGCAAGAGGAACUUACUAAUCUUCAUCGACGUAAAGGAGAGCAUGCACAGCAAAUAGUUGACCUUACCAGCAAACUACAAGAAGCUGAGAAAAAUCUCAACUUGAAAGAAAAUUUACUGUCGGAAGCAGAAACAAACAUUAUUGUCUUGAAGGAUGAAAAAAAACAGCUGGAGAUUAGUCUUGCUGAGACCGAAGGAGGUAAUCAAGUUCUUAGAGAUGAACAUCAAGCCCUGCAAAUUGCCUAUGCUUCCAUUGAAGAAAAACUCAAAAUCCUCCAUUACGAAAACAUUGCUUUGGUGGAGAGGCUGAUGGCUUAUAAAGCCCAUGACGCUGAAAUUUUAAAUAAAGAAAACGAACAUUUCGUAAAAAUUAAACAAGCUCAAAUGCAAAAAGAGCUCGAGGAAGCAGCUAGCGAAGUAAAAGUGGUUACUGCAGACCGACUUCUUUUCGAAACACCUCUGCUUUCAACAUCAAUUCCCACCAAAGUCCAUUCGAAAUUCGAUGCUCAUGAAGGCGAAGUCAAUGCCCUUCAAUUCAACGCUGCUGGUCGAAUGUUGGCAUCUGGUGGAAGUGACAGAAAAAUUAAGUUGUGGGAUAUCGGCCAAAAUACCUGUUCACUUCGAGGAUCUCUAACAGGGAGCAACGCUGGCAUCACUUCAGUUGAAUUUGAUGCGAAUGGUGCUUUAAUAUUAGCCGCCUCCAAUGAUUUCGCCACCCGCGUCUGGACGGUCGAGGAUCAAAGGCUUAGGCAUACAUUGACCGGGCACAGCGGCAAGGUGCUAGCGGCUCGAUUCAUGGGCGACACGUCGGUGGUCGUCACGGGGAGUCACGAUCGUACUCUGAAGAUUUGGGACUUGCGGUCUCGUGCUUGCAUUGCGACAAAGUUUGCUGGUUCAAGUUGCAACGACCUGGUAACGAUCGACGGCGUGCAAAUCCUGUCUGGGCAUUUCGACAAGCGCAUCCGCUUCUGGGAUCAGCGUUCCGAAUCGAGCCACAACGAGAUCGUCCUCCAGGGUAAAGUGACCUCCCUGGACCUGUCCCGCGACCGCAACCACCUGCUGGCCUGCGUCCGCGACGACAGUCUCGUCACCAUCGAUUUACGCAUGAAUCAGAAGAUUUGCAAUUCUUUUACGGAUGACGAAUUCCACGUCGCAUGCGAUUGGAACCGAGCUGCGUUCAGCAGCAGUGGCGAAUAUAUUUCGGUUGGAUCGAGUGAUGGGACCGUGUUCAUUUUCAAUACUUCUACAACCGUUGUCGAACAGAGGCUUAAAGAGCACAGCUCCGCCGUGAUAGCUGUAGCUUGGCACCCCUGCGAUUAUGCUUUAGCUAGCUGUGAUAAAACCAAACGAGUGGUUAUUUGGACAGAUGGCGGCUACAAUUGAAACACAUUACGAACUACGCCGGCUUCCGCGUGUGCAGUUCUUUUGGAUUUUUAACUGGAUUCCGUCGUUGCCCGUAUCAACAUUUCCGAAUGUAAAAGCUUCCUUAUAGUUAAGCAACUCAAAAACCAUAGUUCUAUUACACACAGUUGUCUUUUCUCGCACUCAAUAUGUCUCAUCCAGCACCGGUAAUUUUUGUCCACUCCAUUAUUUCAGACUGCGAUGCGUAGACUUCCUGCUCGGCCAAGAUGCCAAUGUUUACCAUAUACGAUGUUUAAUAAAGACGAUUUUUUUUUUAACCCUCCCAUUGGAGUGGAUUUGAAGCUCACCUCAUCCCCAUAUUAAAUGAACUUUGAGGUAUGAACAGAAAUAGAAAAAUAUUGUCAAUA
Molecule: messenger RNA, 2148 nt
Organism: Daphnia carinata
Lineage: Eukaryota; Metazoa; Arthropoda; Branchiopoda; Diplostraca; Daphniidae
Gene: Atg16
Product: autophagy-related protein 16-1-like
Exons: 13
Coding region: 101-1762 (553 amino acids)
Biological process (GO): autophagosome assembly
Cellular component (GO): autophagosome membrane
Molecular function (GO): protein binding
Source: RefSeq, a predicted model, not a curated record